UAUUGCCUUUUGAAAGGAGCAGAAGGAGCAAAAAUUAUACCCAAGACAAGUUCCGUAGGUCUGUCCCGUGAUCUCCCUGAGGGCAGGAUGGGCUCAAAGUCCCUCAGGAUAUCCCUUCCUUUAUGGACUCUGAUUUUGGAAACCACUUUCAUUGUGGUUUUCUUCUUUUUCACAUCUUAUGAGACGCCCUUAAAGAAAUUGGAGCUUCUGAAGAGAUAUCCAGCCUUCCAGGACAUCAAUGUGAUGGCGGUUCUUGGACUGGCCUUCCUCAAGGCUUCUUUGAGGAGGUACACAUGGAGCAGCGUGGCCUUCAACCUCUUCACCCUGGCCCUCGGGGUGCAGUUGGCCAUUAUCCUGGACGGCUUCCUGUUCUCUUUCUCCAGUGGGAGGAUCGUCAUCGACUUUCAUAGGAUCAUACUGGGUACCAUGAGUACUAUGUCUGUUCUCAUCUCAUCUGGGGCCGUCCUGGGCAAAGUCAACUUGAUCCAGCUGAUAGUAAUGACCUUGCUGGAAGUAACAGCUUUCCAAGGAACCAAGAAACUCAUCCAGGACAUCCUUAAUAUGGACGAACAUGAGAGCAUGAUGCAAAUCCACGUGUUUGGGUCUUACUUUGGUAUGACCGUGGCCUGGUGCCUCCCCCAGCCAAGGCUGAAUGCGGCUAAGGAGAAGGAGCGGAGAACCCCAACUUCUUGUCUGUUUACCACACUGGGUACCCUUUUCCUGUGGAUCUUCUGGCCUACCUUCAAUUCUGCCCUGAUAAAAUAUCCUUAUGAGAAAGAAACUGCUGUAUAUAACACUUAUUAUGCCCUUGCUGUCAGUGCUGUGGUCGCCAUCUCCUUUUCAGCUGCAACUCACUCUGAUGGGAAAAUCAGUAUGGAACACGUCCACAGAGCAACGCUGGCCGGAGGAGUCGCUGUGGGAGUCGCCACCAACCUCAUCCAAUCCCCUUGGCCUGCCAUGGUGCUUGGGUUUUUUGCUGGCAUAAUUUCCAUUGUAGGAGCCAAGUUCUUGCCGAGAUGUUUUAAUGAGAUAAUUGGCCUUCAUGACACCUGUGAUGUUCAUUCGACUUUCGGAUUGCCCGGGCUGCUGGGAGGGCUAAUCUGCAUUCUGCUGAUAAUUAAUCGAAGCGCCUGGACCGACUUGGUCGUCUUUCAGAUCCUAAUUUCGGUCGGCUAUCUCUGCCUGCCCAUGGCUAUGGGUUUGGCAGGAGGUUUACUGACAGGUGUAAUUUUAAAUCUCAACCUAUGGAAGGCACCAUCUACAGAUAAAUACUUCAAUGAUCAGGCUUUUUGGGAGUUUCCCCAUUUGGCUGUUGGAUUUUAAGCGAUGAAUUCAAGAAUUUCCGGAAGGCCAGCUGAGAGCCAGAGAAACCCCCCUUACAUUUCUUCUUCCUUUCAUUUGCUUUGACCUUUCCUCCAUCUUCUUGUGUGAUCCUGAACCAGUCAUUCUAGUCUUCAAAUCCCCUCUUUUGUAAAAUGGGGAAGUUAAGACUGGAUCACCUCUGAGGCCCCCUUUAUCUCUCAAGUUCUAUUUUCUUCUGAGAGUUAUAAACUAUUUAAUACACGUAUGAAGAAACAUGGUUGGACACGUUUUUGAUAUUAAUAAAACUAAAAGCUCUCCUA
This is a messenger RNA of Antechinus flavipes (yellow-footed antechinus), 1622 nucleotides long. RefSeq names its product RH-like protein. The transcript has 10 exons. Gene Ontology annotation, cellular component: plasma membrane. Gene Ontology annotation, molecular function: ammonium channel activity. The record is from RefSeq and is a predicted model, not a curated record. NCBI's taxonomy places the organism in Eukaryota, Metazoa, Chordata, Mammalia, Dasyuromorphia, Dasyuridae. The coding region runs from base 88 to 1323 and encodes 411 amino acids. Gene Ontology annotation, biological process: ammonium homeostasis; ammonium transmembrane transport.